Messenger RNA from Entrophospora sp. SA101, 833 nucleotides. Lineage: Eukaryota; Fungi; Glomeromycota; Glomeromycetes; Entrophosporales; Entrophosporaceae. The record is from the annotation of a GenBank genome assembly.
ACCCAUCAUCAUGGUUACAAAAUAGCUUUAGCAAUCAUGAAUGGUCUAUAAUCAAAGAUACAUCUCAUUCUCAUUAUAAACAGUUUCAAACCAGUAACUGUCACUUGCUGAAAUCUGGUGAAAUCAGAGACAUUUUAAAUCAUUUUAAACGCAUACAUCAUCUUAAAGAUUAUUUAUUAGAAGACGAAGAAGUGAUUGAAGGAACAUGGACCUCUGAUGGUAUAAUUACACCUUUGAAGAUUGCAUCUUGUGCAAUACCUGAUAUAAGAUUGUACAGCCCAGAAAAACAAUCUAAAGCAUCAAAAAGAAGACGCAUCAUUAGCAAAAGUGAUAAUUUAAAUCUUGACAAAGAGAAUUUGAAUUCUCAAAAGAAACGAGAACCUAUAGUUGGGGAAAUUGCAUAUUCACCAUGGGAUGAGGAUGAUAUAAAAACAAGAAAUGAUCAAUUAAAGCUCUACAGAAUGAUGAAAGAUUUAUUUGAUGAUAUUAUGAAAACCAAUAUUCUGAAAUAUGAUAAAUUUGUAACAGCUGAUAUGUUUAAGUCACUGGAAAUAUAUGGAAUUUUGAUAAAGGGCUUUCAAAUGUUUGUUUUUGUAUUAGACAAACCUGGAUUUGGGUUGUAUAGAAUUCGCAAAGUUGAUGAACUCACGAUCCCUGUGAAAGAAAAAAAUGAUGAUGUUAUAAAAGUUUAUGAAUCUUUGAUGUUUGCUGUUAAAAAAACCAAAGAAUUCAUUGAUGAGUUACAUGAGAAUUUAAGAACUAAGAAGAAGGAAGAUAAUGAUCCUUGGUUACUUUCAUCUAUGCCACCAACUUGCAAAUCACCUAUAAGAUAA